Messenger RNA from Lampris incognitus (smalleye Pacific opah), 672 nucleotides. RefSeq lists its product as uncharacterized. The record is from RefSeq and is a predicted model, not a curated record. Bases 1 to 672 code for a protein of 223 amino acids. The transcript is spliced from 5 exons. Lineage: Eukaryota; Metazoa; Chordata; Actinopteri; Lampriformes; Lampridae.
AUGUUGGGGGAGGAGAGGGAGCAGAGUUCCAGUUAUCAGCAAACCAUCCAGUCCCUCCAAGACAGAGUACAUGGUCUAGAAGGGCUCUCUGAGGAUUCAGUUACACCAUUUCAUGAUAGAAUUCUGGCUUUGGAAGGAGACAGGGUCACUCUCUCCUGCAACUACUCCGUCUCUUCACCGAACCUUUUCUGGUAUCGACAGUACUCCAGCUCACCUCCACAGCUUCUCAUCACGGACUAUUCAGAGAAGUUGGCUGCUAUGUGCUUUGAAUGCAGAGCUCAAAAAGACAACGUGCUCCAACCCAAAGGAGAUGUGACUGUUAGUGAGGGAGAGACAGUAACACUGGACUGUCACUAUAACACCAGUGGCUCAAAUACAAAUCUUUACUGGUACAGACAGGCUGCAGACGACAAGCCCACAUUUAUUCUGAGCCGCUUUACUUUUGGAUCAGGGACCACAGUAGACGGGUUCAAGGAGAGAUUUGAUUCCAGCCUGGAUUCCAGCUCAAGAUCAGUUCCUCUGAAGAUCCAGAGUCUGCAGCUGUCUGACUCUGCUGUGUACUACUGUGCUCUGAGGCCCACAGUGACAGGAAACUGCAAGACGUACUACACAAACCUUUGGAGUGUCUAUCAAGAAUCCAGAGACAACGCGAUGUUAAACCACUCCCACUAG